AUGAUCGAUGUUGCUGUUGUGUGGCUGUAUUUCAUGUUUAUCUUCCAGAUCCUUCCGCAUAUCCGUCUGGCCUCUUUUGCUCACAGCAGCCGAGUAAUCGAGAAGAGCUCCACUCCUCAUCUUCUCUGCCAGAUGAGUUUUGAAGGGGUGUUCGCUGAGUUUCCAGAUAAAAGAAAAUCAAAAAUCAAAAACAAAUCAACGGCUGUCUUCUGCUUUCCCUGCUUCGUUCCUUGCUACUUCAAGUUCGUGUUCUGCUUUUUUUCCCAAGGGUUUCUCUGUAAACAAGGGCUCCGAUAG
Messenger RNA from Lactuca virosa, 297 nucleotides. NCBI's taxonomy places the organism in Eukaryota, Viridiplantae, Streptophyta, Magnoliopsida, Asterales, Asteraceae. The record is from the annotation of a GenBank genome assembly.